Messenger RNA from Brassica napus (rape), 3450 nucleotides. RefSeq names its product protein KINESIN LIGHT CHAIN-RELATED 3. Gene Ontology annotation, molecular function: protein binding. The record is from RefSeq and is a predicted model, not a curated record. Bases 696 to 2675 code for a protein of 659 amino acids. NCBI's taxonomy places the organism in Eukaryota, Viridiplantae, Streptophyta, Magnoliopsida, Brassicales, Brassicaceae. The transcript has 3 exons.
AAAAUGAAAACUAAAUUUAAAUUAUAUUUUGUAAUUUUAUAAUCUGUAAAAAUCUUACAUUAUUGAAUUUGUAAUUUAUAAAUCGCAAUUAAAAUCUUACUCAACUAUAUAACUACAAUAAUAAAUUUAGUUUGAUAAUUUUUUUAAUAAAUUAUAAAUAUUUUUUAAAAUAUUUUAAUUAAAAUCAAGAAAAACUUAUAAUUUAUAAAUAUUAAAUAAAAUGUACAUGUUAGGUUGUACUAUUGAUUUUAAAAGUAAUUAAAAUAUAUAAAUGAAUAAAAUAACCAGUUAUAUUAUAAUUAUACUACAUGUUCACUUUUCUCGUAAAAUCAGUUUUUCCAAAUUUAGGUGAAUUCUUGAUUUCUUUUUUUUUGUGUGAAAACACCAUUAAAAUUUCAGUUUUUUUUUUGGUGAAAACGAAAUGACAGCGCAAUAUAGAAGAGCAUGGUGGCAUGAAAAAGAGAAGGAGAAUAACUUUAUUUCUCUCUCUUCCCGCUCCUCCCUCUCUCCCUCCUCCUUUGACAUUCUACCAGAAAAGAAAAAGGAGUUGAAAUUUCAACUCUUUCGACCUAUUUCUGGAGGGCUUAUCGUUUCUACAAGCACCAUUCUUCUCCCCAAAUUUUCAUUUCCUUUAUUCUUGUCUCCUUCCGAGGAAUCCGGUUCCGGCACAAACCCAAAACAGAGAGGAGGAAAUAAUGGAAGGAGGAGGAGGGUCUGUUAACGAGUUACAUGGCGAUUCUAGUGCUGAUAUUGCGUUUGACUCAACGAUAGAGGAGCUUUGCAACAAUCUCUGUGAACUGGAGAGCUCUAAGCAGUCUCCAUCAAGGCACAUCUUUGGAUCCUAUGGUGAUGAUGAGUCAAAGAUUGAUUCUGAUCUCCAACACCUCGCUUUAGGAGAGAUGCACGAUUUAGAUAUCACCAAAGAUGAAGAAGGAGAAGAAGAGAAGGAAGUGGCAAAGCCUGAAGAUUCCGAAAUGGCAAGACCACCAAGUGCUGCUACUAAGUCAACCUCCUCAAAGUUGGAUACUGAGAAACAAGUCGGUAAGAAGAACGCGAACAUACCUAGCUCAGGACUCAGUAACGGCACGAGGAAGAAGAAAACAGGAACAGCAAAGUCACUAAACGGAAACGAAGAGCCAUCAUCUGAAAACGUGGAGCUGGCACGUUUCUUACUGAACCAAGCGAGGAACUUGGUUAGCUCCGGCGAAAACAUCAACAAAGCUCUCGAGCUAACUCUCCGAGCUAAUAAGCUCUUCGAGGCUUCCGCAAACAACGGGAAGCCGUGUUUGGAAUGGAUCAUGUGUUUCCAUGUCACAGCAGCGAUCCACUGCAGGUUAAAGGAGUACAACGAGGCGAUCCCGCUUCUUGAACGUUCCAUCGAGAUACCGGUUCUCGAAGAAGGCGAAGAGCACGCGCUAGCCAAAUUCGCUGGUCUGAUGCAGUUAGGCGACACUUACGCGAUGGUGGAGCAGCUAGAGAACUCGAUCUCCUGUUACACCGAAGGGUUGAAGAUACAGACGAAGGUUUUGGGAGACAACGAUCCAAGAGUUGGCGAAACGUGCAGAUACUUAGCUGAAGCUCUGGUGCAAGCGUUACGGUUUGACGAGGCUGAGAAGGUUUGUCAAACGGCUCUCUCUAUACAUAGAGAGAAUGGUUUACCAGCUUCGCUCGCGGAGGCGGCAGAUAGGAGGCUAAUGGGACUUAUCUGCGAGACCAAAGGAGACCACGAGAACGCCCUUGAGCAUCUGGUGUUAGCCAGCAUGGCUAUGGCGGCGAACGGACAAGAGUCUGAGGUUGCUUUUGUUGAUUCCAGCAUCGGUGACUCCUACUUGUCUUUGUCACGGUUCGAUGAAGCGAUCUGUGCUUACCAAAAGUCUCUCACAGCGCUUAAGACAUCAAAGGGAGAGAACCAUCCAGCUGUUGGUUCGAUUUACAUCCGUUUAGCUGAUCUCUACAACCGAACCGGGAAAGUUAGAGAAGCGAAGUCUUACUGUGACAACGCUCUUCGGAUAUACGAGUCGCAUAGCCUAGAGAUUUCUCCUGAGGAGAUUGCUAGCGGUCUUACGGAUAUCUCUGUGAUCUACGAGUCUAUGAACGAGGUGGAGCAAGCUGUGACGUUGUUGCAAAAGGUGCUGAAGAUAUACACUGACUCUCCUGGUCAUAAGAUGAUGAUUGUGGGUAUCGAAGCUCAGAUGGGAGUGUUGUAUUAUAUGAUGGGGAAGUACUUGGACUCGUACAACACGUUCAAGAAAGCUGUCUCGAAGCUACGUGCGACGGGGAAGAAACAAUCGACGUUUUUCGGAAUCGCGCUUAACCAAAUGGGUUUGGCUUGCGUUCAGCUCGACGCUAUAGAGGAGGCUGUUGAGUUGUUUGAAGAAGCCAAGUGUAUUUUGGAACAAGAGUGUGGUCCUUAUCAUCCUGAAACGCUUGGAUUGUACAACAACCUUGCAGGAGCUUAUGAUGCAAUUGGCAGGUUGGAUGAUGCAAUUGAGCUGCUAGGGCAUGUGGUUGGGGCUCGAGAGGAGAAUCUAGGGACAGCGAAUCCUGGAACAGAAGAGGGGAAGAGAAGGUUGGUCCAACUAUUGAAAGAAGCUGGUAAGGUUACAGGAAGGAAGGCUAAAUCCCUCCAGACUCUAAUUGAUUCUGAUCUCAUGACUUUCUCAGCUCUUCGUUAAUACAUAUCCUGUUGUUUACCUUUUUCUUCUAUAUAUAGAAAAAUGUGCAUACGUUAUUUUUUGUCAUUUGUGAUUAUUGUUUGUGGAAGUUCAUUUGUCUUUGAUUCGGUGUACUUUGGAUAACACUCUCACAUAUUUGUUUUAAUUGUUGAAUGAGAAGAUCAUUACCACUUUAGAUAACUGUUAAAGUCAUGUUCAUCUCAUAAAGAAAAGACAAGUAUCCAUUUCUCUUGUAGCUUUGUUCAUCUACAAAUAUAACAAUAGUUUUACUACAUAUUUUUAGUAGCUAACCCAGAGAGUAACCACAAGCGGUUUGGUUAUGUCGUGAAAUACUAAGCACUUGGAAGAUGGAAAUAGCUGGGGGGGAUGCACGAACUAAACAUCUAGAUUUUACUGAUACUUUUUGCUCACUCUAGUACUAGCCAUUGGUUAUUCUCGGAUCUUCUCUGUUGUGGCCUGACUAUCAAAGGAUUGACAAAAGGUAUACCAAGUGUGUUUCCCUAUGCAAACAUUGUCAACCUACACUUACAUAUUGAUCUUUUGAGUUUCAUCUUUACUAAGUAUCUCAUUCAUAUACCAUACAACGACUGUAUUCCUCCUCACAUUUGAGCAACAUUAUCAACCUACAACCUUCUAGCUUCAUUUUGGAUGGGGAAAACGGUUUACGGUUUUUUUGGUUUAUGAUUUAGUUGGUUUCAUGUUGAUUUCCUCGAAUGUGAAUAGCCUAAUGUCACCUUACCUCCUAACACAUUGAUCGUUUGUUGAUAUAAUACAU